GGUUUAGGAUUAAAUUUUAACUGGGAAUACACUGCUACCUGUAGGGGGCAGUCGUAACAUACCUAAACAUUCAAAAUAGGAGAACCUACCUGAAAUAGAACACUAAUGAUCUGUGGAUAAACUGCCAUCCACAAAAGAUAAUCCUUUUGCUUAGAUUAGUGUCACUUUCCAGGAAGGUCCCAAGGUGACUGACAGACAAUUCACCAGUCAGCUAAACGAAGAGAAAUAGACUGGACCUUGAGCUGGGGUUGUUAAACUCAAGCUAUAGGACUCAUUUGGAACCAUUGCUGUAAAAACAUGCCCAGGCUUUCCCAAGACAAUCAAGAGUGCCUCCAGAAACAUUUCUCCAGCCCAUCCAUGUGGAAGCAAUGUCUGCCUCUGCCUAGGGCUGAGGGAAAUAAUGCAAACAUUCACCAAACCACGAGAAAAGAAGAGAGCAGUAAAGCUGUGUGUGAUAUCAAGCCUGUUCAAACUGCACAUGACAAGAAGACUAAAGGAAACAGCAGGAGGGCAAGAGUCUGGCAGCUCAGGAACCUAAACCCAAGAGUCAUGGAAGAUACUGGAAAGACAGCUCAGCACCAACAGAUGUUCAUCGUUGUGUCUCCAUGUUCUCAUUUCCAAUUCCCAGAAGAGAGAACUAGCCCAACCCCAGAUUUGCCUUCUGCUCGGAAGCUGCUCACCCUCCUUUCUAGCACCCUCUACAGCCUCGUGCAGUUCUUCUCUCACCUUCUCCGGAGACCCCAUCCUGAAACUCCCCGGCGGCGCUCGGACUUCUCCCUCCUGCUUUCCGCCCGGCGGGGGACUGGGUUCUUGCGCGGGGGCGAGGAGUGGCCAGGCCGCCUCUCGCUCCUGCUCCGGGCAGCUCUGACACUGCCUGGCCGAGGCCCAGGGGAACGCCUGCCUCAGGAAGAGGAUGCCAACGUUGGGCAGAGCUCGUUCAUACCCCUGAUGGGGUCAGAACGGAUUGAGAUGCGGAAGCGGCAGAUGUCUGCAGCCCUGGAGACAUCAGAUUCCCUCCCAGGCCAACAUGGAAUGGGGAACCGAGGAUCCAAUGCUUGUUGCUUCUGCUGGUGCUGCUGUUGUAGCUGCUCUUGUCUCACUGUGAGAAACCAAGAACAGACACCCAGGACAGCUUCCCAUGAACUCAGAAGAGAUGACACUCCAAACCAUGAAGAAAGCACCACUCCUACUCCGGAAGAGGUGAGCUCCUGGGCGCAGUCCUUCGACAAGCUAAUGCUCACUCCCGCGGGAAGAAAUGCUUUCCGUGAGUUCCUCCGAACGGAAUUCAGUGAAGAAAACAUGCUUUUCUGGAUGGCAUGUGAGGAACUGAAAAAAGAAGCUAAUAAAAGCAUUAUUGAGGAAAAGGCAAGGAUCAUAUAUGAAGACUACAUUUCUAUUCUUUCUCCUAAAGAGGUCAGCUUAGACUCCAGAGUAAGAGAAGUCAUCAAUAAGAACAUGGUGCAGCCAUCCCAACACAUAUUCGAUGAUGCACAACUCCAGAUUUACACCUUAAUGCACAGAGACUCGUAUCCCCGAUUCAUGAAUUCUGCUGUCUAUAAAGAUUUGCUCCAGUCCUUAUCUGAGAAAUCAGCUGAAGCAUAGGAUGUUAUAAAAUAUAUUUAUUAUUAAUAAAAUAAUAAAAACUCAUGGAUGAAGUCUAGUACAGGGAGUUCAGAGGUGUCUUCUGCUGGUGUUAAUACUCAGGCUAUUUUAAUAGCAGAUGCUUCCUUCCACAGAAGGUGAUAUAUUUUCAAUAUAAAUUGCAGCCACCUUUAGUGAUACUUUUGAAAAAAUGGAUAUGGCUGUAUUAGAAAGAUAGUAUAUUUACAUUUACAGUAACAGUAACAUAUCCUGAGUGGCAAAGGAUACACUAGAAGACUCCAUACUGCCUGGAGCAUGUACAUCCACUGGAGCACACUGGGCUGGUUUUGUUUUCCAUGAGUUCAGUACCUGAUUACUAGCUUCCCAAAGAAAAGAUGUUCAAGUGUUUCUCUUGAAAGAGUUCAAGAUACUCUCUUUCCAGCAAGAUCAGUUUUGGAUAUGUCCAAAGCUAUCGGACAUAUCCAAAUGGCUUUGGACGUAUCCACUUACCAGAGCCACUCCAAACCCAAAUUCCCACUUCUUAAAGAUGUGACCACUUCUUAUAAAAAAUGAUUAUCCGCUUCUUAUAACCUUGGAAUACAUGUAUGUAGAUACACAUGUGUGUGUGUGUGCCUCUAUCUAUGGUUAAUGUAAAGUGCUGUGCCCUGAAGUGCAUCAGUCUCAAAUGUUUGGUAAGAGAAGUAGUGCUUAGAAAAUACUUUUUUUUGAAAAUUUACCAUUAUCUUAUCAGAAUCUGCCAACCUAAGGAACAAAUUGUUAAGUUCACCACUUGGUCAUAUUCAUAAAAAACUCUCAAACAA
Molecule: messenger RNA, 2402 nt
Organism: Artibeus jamaicensis (Jamaican fruit-eating bat)
Lineage: Eukaryota; Metazoa; Chordata; Mammalia; Chiroptera; Phyllostomidae
Gene: RGS20
Product: regulator of G protein signaling 20
Exons: 7
Coding region: 298-1602 (434 amino acids)
Source: RefSeq, a predicted model, not a curated record